AAGGCUAGACUGUCGGCGAUUGACGCUUUAGUUUGUUUUAACUCCUGUCAGCAGCCUUGUCGACUGAAGAAGAAAUCAAAAUUGUGUGUUCUCGAUACUUAUUGAUAAUCUUCCACAAUGAAGAAAUAUUUCUUGAUCUUGGCCUCGUUGAUGAUGAUUCUGGUUACCGCUGAGAAAUAUUCUAGGAAAUACGAUGAGGUGGAUGUGGAUAAAAUUCUUCAAAGCAAUCGUAUUCUCAACAAUUACAUUAGAUGCCUGUUGGACGAAGGACCAUGUACUGCCGAAGGUCGCGCAUUAAGAAAGAUUCUACCGGAUGCUCUAACAACCGAUUGCAGUAAGUGCAAUGAUGAUCAAAAGGCUGUGGCAGAAAAAGUAAUACAUCAUCUCAAAACAAAACGAUCCAAGGAUUGGGAUCGUCUUGUUGCCAAAUACGAUCCUCAUGGCGAAUAUAAGAAAAGUUAUGAAAAAUUGUAGCUCUCUUUUUUUCAAGUAUUUUAAUUAUUUUAAUUAUAAUUUAUAAUUACAUAUUUUUGUAAAAAAAGGCUAUGCAGUUAUUGUAAAAUAUAAAAUACCCGUCUUUAUAGAAGAUACAAAAUAUAAAUAUAACACAUGUUAAUGAUAUAUUCGAAUGGAAUUUGGUUAAAUACAAAACAAAUAUAAAAUUUA
Messenger RNA from Cataglyphis hispanica, 666 nucleotides. Its product is annotated as ejaculatory bulb-specific protein 3-like. NCBI's taxonomy places the organism in Eukaryota, Metazoa, Arthropoda, Insecta, Hymenoptera, Formicidae. The coding region runs from base 118 to 474 and encodes 118 amino acids. The transcript has 2 exons. The record is from RefSeq and is a predicted model, not a curated record.